CUCGUAGCGAAUUAUUCCAGGAUCGCGUUCAUUUUAUACUAAACCAUGAUUAUCGAUAUUACUAUUCUGUUUCUGUUGGUGGCAGCCUUUAUAUUACAACUGGUUACGCUUCUUGGCAAUUUGCCGGGACUUCGAACCGUGUAUUUUGCAAGGGUUGAUCUUGUGCUGCGAGCCGAUGGUCUUCUUGGUGACGUACUGAACAGCAUCCGUCAGAACCUUAUCAAUAUUCCAGACUAUUUCACUGUCGCUUCUUUGUCAAUAUGUCAGGGUGCAACAACUGCUAGUAGUAUGCAAUGUACAAGACCGACUUUCGGAUUCAAUGCACCCACCAAUGGUGUCCUUAAUGUGAUACUCAGUUCUAUUCCCGAUAAAUUGCGUGUGGCCAUCUCAGCCGCUCAGGCAGGCGUACUUAUUCCAUCCGUAUGUUUCUGCUUCCUUGCGAUGGCCAUUUACAUUGUCGGCUUUUUCAUAACCGAUAGAACGAAACCUGCCAAACGUCGAUGGCUUAUCGUAAUGCUGUGGAUUACGACCGUCCUUGCUUUGCUGUUCGCCAUUGGAUCGAUUAUCGUGGAAGUGGUAGGCUAUGUGGGUAUCCAAAGAGCGGUCGAUGCAGCAGAGGGUCGGUUGCCAGAUGUGGCAGGUGUUUUCGAUUUGCGACCCGUGAUUGGUCCAGCCGUAUGGAUCACCGUAGGCGCUGUGGUAGCUUUACUUCUCACCUGUUUCCUGUAUUGUUUUGCACGUCGUCGCCGUUCGGUUGGUCAAGAAAAGGAAUUAUAUGGAGAUCCAAACCAGCCACCGCAGGAGAAUAUCGAAAUGCAACGACGUAUGUAAAGCGGACAAGAUCUACGGCAGCUGGUGUUACAAGCUGUCGCACCUGUCCUUCUCAAUUUCUAGACCGUUGAAAAUAGAGGGUCUGUUCACAGUUACUCUU
Molecule: messenger RNA, 931 nt
Organism: Radiomyces spectabilis
Lineage: Eukaryota; Fungi; Mucoromycota; Mucoromycetes; Mucorales; Radiomycetaceae
Exons: 2
Coding region: 46-831 (261 amino acids)
Cellular component (GO): plasma membrane
Source: RefSeq, a predicted model, not a curated record